Messenger RNA from Staurois parvus, 414 nucleotides. Lineage: Eukaryota; Metazoa; Chordata; Amphibia; Anura; Ranidae. The record is from the annotation of a GenBank genome assembly.
UGGGGGUCAGUGGGAAGAAUGUCCCUUCCAUUGGGGGUCAGUGGGAAGAAUGCCCCUUCCGUUGGUGAUCAGUGGGAAGAAUACUCCUUACAUUGGUGGUCAGUGGGAAGAAUGCUCCUUACAUUGGGGGUCAGUGGGAAGAAUGCUCCUUACAUUGGGGGUCAGUGGGAAGAAUGCUCCUUACGUUGGUGGUCAGUGGGAAGAAUGCUCCUUACGUGGUGGUCAGUGAGAAGAAUGCUCCUUACAUUGGGGUCAAUGGGAAGAAUGUCCUUACACUGGUGGUCAGUGGGAAGAAUACUCCUUACAUUGGUGGUCAGUGGGAAGAAUGCUCCUUACGUUGGUGGGUCAGCGGGAAGAAUGCUCCUUACAUUGGUGAUCAGUGGGAAGAAUGCUCCUUACGUUGGUGGUCAGUUG